AUGGUAUUGCGCUCGCGUCUAAAUUAUACGAGCGCGCAUAAAUCACUCAAAGCUGCAAAAGAUGACCUUCCCUAUGAUAUUGAUAAGGUCUUCUCCCAACUCGGUAUGUCCACAUGGAUAAAGGAGUAUAAAAGUGGCUCCCCCAACCAUAUGAAAGAAAAUCUGCCGAUGGGAAUAGAUGGGAGCAGUAGUACUUCCCUUCUAGCCCGUCAAACUGCAUCAUCAUUAACACCAAAUCCGUUUGAUUCAGAGGAAAAAGAAAAUUUGUUGAAAGAAGGGGCUACACUGAUACAUUCUGAUAUCAGCCGAUUUCGGCUAAUGAAUGUGAAGAAACCAAGUCAAGGAUCAAUUGAUGAAGACCAAUUAAUGCCUUAA
Trichobilharzia regenti is the source of this 375-nucleotide messenger RNA. The record is from the annotation of a GenBank genome assembly. NCBI's taxonomy places the organism in Eukaryota, Metazoa, Platyhelminthes, Trematoda, Strigeidida, Schistosomatidae.